AUGUCACCGAUGGUGUGCAGCAGCUCGAAACAGCUGGUUGCCGGCUGCCACUUCAUCGGCGAUUUUCUGCUCGCCUCAGGUGUGCCAGCGUUCCACGGAAUAGUUAUUAAUACUGGUGCAAAAAGUGAGUUUGGUCAAGUUUUUGCUAUGAUGCAAGCUGAAGAAGCACCCAAAACACCAUUGCAAAGAAGCAUGGAUAUUCUUGGUACUGAACUUUCUUUCUAUUCUUUUUGUAUUAUCGGUGUAAUUAUGUUGCUCGGCUGGCUUCAGGGUAAACCUAUCCUUGAAAUGUUAACCAUUGGUGUGAGCCUUGCAGUAGCAGCCAUACCAGAAGGUUUACCAAUAGUUGUUACAGUUACACUUGCCUUAGGUGUAAUGAGAAUGGCUAAAAGAAAAGCAAUUGUGAAAAAGUUACCUACAGUAGAAACCUUAGGUUGUGUCAAUGUAAUUUGUUCCGACAAAACAGGCACUAUUACUAAAAAUGAAAUGACUGUUACAAUAAUGAUCACAUCUGAGAAUUAUGUUGCGGAUGUCACUGGUGCUGGUUAUAAUGCUAAGGGAGAAAUCAAAUUGCACAAAUGUGAUAAUGUAGAACUGGCCCGUGCAGCUAUUAGUAAUAUGCUUGAAGUGGGUUGUGUAUGUAACAAUGCAAUUAUUCAAAAUGAUACUUUAUUGGGUCAACCAACCGAAGGUGCUAUAUUAUCAGCUGGUAUGAAAAAUGGUAUGUAUAAUAUAAGUGAAAAAUAUCUUCGUAUACAGGAGUAUCCAUUUUCAUCUGAGCAAAAAAUGAUGGCUGUUAAGUGUGCAGCAAAAUAUGGAGAGAGCAAACACGAAAUCUAUUUUGUUAAAGGAGCUUUAGAAAAGAUUUUGCCGCAGUGCACAAAAUACUCUAUCAAUGGUCAGAUGUAUUCUCUAACACAAAAAAAAGAGCAAGAAUUUUUUACUAUAGCUUAUGAUAUUGGUCAACGAGGCUUAAGAGUUAUUGGCUUAGCUCGUGGAUCAUCGCUUCAAGAUCUAGUAUAUGUAGGUUUAGUUGGAAUAUGUGAUCCACCAAGACCUUAUAUUCGUAAUUCAAUAUCUUCUUUGAUGGCCAGUGGUGUUAGGAUUAAAAUGGUUACAGGUGAUGCUAGAGAAACAGCUGCAGCCAUUGCUACUACAAUCGGCUUGGAUAGCACAUACGGUAAACUUUUAUCUGGAAGUGAAAUUGAUACACUGACUGAUCAAGAACUGGAGGAUAAAAUUAAUAAUGUCAAUGUUUUUUACCGAGUAACGCCCAAACAUAAAUUAGACAUUGUGAAGGCUUUACAAAAGAAAGGAAAUAUUGUGGCUAUGACUGGAGAUGGUGUAAAUGAUGGAGUAGCAUUGAAAAAAGCAGAUAUUGGAAUAGCAAUGGGCACGAAUGGUACUGAUGUCUGUAAAGAGGCUGCUGAUAUGAUAUUGGUUGAUGAUGAUUUUCACACAAUUAUAUCUGCCAUAGAAGAAGGCAAAGGAAUAUUUUACAAUAUACGAAAUUUUGUUAGAUUUCAAUUAAGUACAAGCAUCGCAGCAUUAUCAUUAAUAGCAUUAGCUACUUUGAUGGGCGUUCCUAAUCCUCUUAAUGCCAUGCAAAUUCUUUGGAUUAACAUAAUUAUGGACGGACCUCCAGCACAGAGCUUAGGAGUUGAACCAGUAGAUAAGGAUGUUUUGAAACAAAAGCCCCGGAAUGUAACAGAACCUAUGAUAACAAGACACCUGAUAUUUAAUGUUUUAUUGUCCGCUGUUAUGAUAAUUUUAGGAACUCUCUGGGUCUAUAACCGUGAAAUGACUUCGGGUGGAAUUACUUCAAGAGACACAACUAUGACUUUUACAUGUUUUGUCUUUUUUGAUAUGUUCAAUGCUCUUAGUUGCCGUUCUCAGACAAAAUCAAUAUUCACAAUAGGUUUUUGGAGCAAUAAAAUGUUUUUAGCAGCUGUUUCACUAUCUGUUGUGGGUCAAAUGCUAGUUAUUUAUUUUCCUCCACUUCAAAGAAUUUUUCAAACUGAAGCAUUAUUCUUCAAAGAUCUUGUAUUUUUGGUAAUGUUAACAUCAAGUGUUUUCGUCAUUAGUGAAUUAAAAAAAUUAAUGGAACGCCAACUGUCCAAACGAAGGAACACGGAUCACUAUUAUUUAAAAUCUGAACUAAAUUACGUAUGAAGAGUGAAACCGCUAACAUGACGAAAUGGAUACAUUUCAUACAUCGUGUCGUUAUUUUCUCUUUGUUUAUAAAUCAUGGAAUACACUGACGAGUGCAGAAUGCAAAUUUUUUUUGAAAAACAAUGAGAAUAGAUUUCGUAAUAUUUUUUAAUGUAAUCAGUAUUUUACAUUUCUUUUAUCUUUAUUUCCCAUCUUAUAUUUUUUCCUCAAUUUUGCAUCAUUAGUACUCAAUAGUCGUACGUACGAGUUAGAACAGACUCAUUUCAGUCUUAAUUUGAACCAACAGAUAAAAUAAAUUAAUGCACGAUGUAAAUCAUUGUGUAUACUAAUAUUAUAUUAAUAUAGCACA
Phymastichus coffea is the source of this 2521-nucleotide messenger RNA. RefSeq names its product calcium-transporting ATPase type 2C member 1 (gene SPoCk). The record is from RefSeq and is a predicted model, not a curated record. Lineage: Eukaryota; Metazoa; Arthropoda; Insecta; Hymenoptera; Eulophidae. The transcript has 10 exons. Gene Ontology annotation, cellular component: Golgi membrane; plasma membrane; endoplasmic reticulum. The coding region runs from base 1 to 2172 and encodes 723 amino acids. Gene Ontology annotation, molecular function: ATP binding; P-type calcium transporter activity; ATP hydrolysis activity. Gene Ontology annotation, biological process: intracellular calcium ion homeostasis; manganese ion transport; calcium ion transmembrane transport.